Messenger RNA from Cryptomeria japonica (Japanese cedar), 1477 nucleotides. RefSeq names its product F-box/kelch-repeat protein SKIP4. Bases 152 to 982 code for a protein of 276 amino acids. The record is from RefSeq and is a predicted model, not a curated record. The transcript has a single exon. Gene Ontology annotation, molecular function: protein binding. Lineage: Eukaryota; Viridiplantae; Streptophyta; Pinopsida; Cupressales; Cupressaceae.
CCCCCAAAAAAUCCAUAGGUAUAUAGUUCCAAAUCCUAACGCAAAACAUGGCUCUACCAUUCUCCCCACGAAUCCCCUUUUUAACUUCUCCAGCCUUCAAAUUUUGAGUGCAGUCACAGGAGUGCUUCUGGUGUUUGUAUGUGCGUAAAAUAUGGAGGGGAUUCUCAUUCCUGGUUUGCCCAAUGAUGUCGCCCUGCAAAUCCUGGCCAGAAUACCAAGGGAAUAUUAUUGCGAAGCAAUUCCCAGAGUUUCUUCUUCAUGGAGGGAAGCUGUAAAAAGCCCUGAACUUUUUGCUCUGCGAAAGCGCCUGCGCGUUACGGAAUCAUGGAUUUACGCAGCUGUGAAGGACCCGUUCUUCAUCCGCUGGUGCGCCAGGAAUUCAACUGCGGAGGAUUCAGAGUGGUGGCCGUUGCCGUUAAUGAGGGAAGAACACAGGCCAAUAUGUGGGUUCAGCUGCGCAGUAAUUGGCGAGCUACUGUUUGUAAUUGGCGGCUGUGAAGUGCAGGAAUAUGGUUCACAUUGGCCGGCGAUCAACAAAGUGAGUGUCUUCAACGCCCGAACAAAUCGGUGGAAUUGCUUGCAGGAAAUGAAAGAUGCACGGCUAUUUUUUGCCUGCGGAGUAGUUAACGAGAAACUUUAUGUUGCAGGUGGGCAGAGAUCCUAUUGCCCUUAUGAUUCCGAUUGUGACGGAGAUGAUCUGACUGCCUUGAAAUCCGCUGAAAUGUAUAAUCCCUUGACAUAUGUGUGGACCCCUGUGGCGGACAUGAUCCAUGCUAAGUAUAAGGUUCAUGCCUCUAUCAUAGACGGCAGAUUUGUUGUCCAUGGUUAUUUAGAGCGCAAGAUGGCAGAGGCAUUUCAAGCUGAGGAGAACAGGUGGGUAGAAUUUGAUGGGGUUGAAGAGAAUAAAACAGAAAUUGAGGAAGACGAUGAGAAAUGUGGACUGAUAAGUCAUGCCGAAGCUUUUGUUGUGAUAUCAAUAUAGAUAUUUAAACGUCGUAAGGGGUAACGUUUCUUCAUUUUGUUUUAAUUUAAAUUCUGCAAUCAAAUUCAUAGUUAUCUGGUUUCAGUAAGAAGUAAAUUUCUGAGGGGAUUUAGAAUGUCAGCCAAAAUACCCACCAUGUAGAUUCCUCCCAAACCAUUCCUGCAUGGUAAAUCUGUUGGAAUGUAAUUUCUCCUGCCACCGUUUACAGCCUUCAGUUUCACAGUUAAACUUCAGUUUCCACCGUCGUUAAUUUCCAGGUUGCAUGCAUUGACAAAUAGUUUAUUCCCCUAAUCAAGCUCGGCGAAUAAUGCAUAAUAGAUGCAUGAAACAAGUAAGUGCAGUAUAAGUUCAGCUUUAAUCUUUUUUUUUUGGGAUAUCUUUCUCUAUAAGAGAUUCCAUAUUUUGAGUUGUAUUCAUACAGAAAAAGACCUCUGUAUCGAGGCAGCAUGUAAUGAAUCUAUCAUGAAUUCUAAAUAAAGACUUUUGUGUGUAAAA